Molecule: messenger RNA, 1956 nt
Organism: Xiphophorus maculatus (southern platyfish)
Lineage: Eukaryota; Metazoa; Chordata; Actinopteri; Cyprinodontiformes; Poeciliidae
Gene: glula
Product: glutamine synthetase
Exons: 7
Coding region: 129-1244 (371 amino acids)
Cellular component (GO): cytoplasm
Molecular function (GO): glutamine synthetase activity
Source: RefSeq, a predicted model, not a curated record
UAGCGGUGGUAUCGGAGAAUGAGAGAGAUACUAAAGAACCAUCAUCGAACCACACAUUGGACCUGCCAGUCCUUUAGUUUUUAUUUAAAUUUCCUUGUUUCUCCAGGUGUGUUAUAGUAUCAGUUAAGAUGGCCACGUCCGCCAGCGCCAGCUUGAGUAAAACUAUCAAGCAGCAGUACAUGGAGCUCCCCCAGGGGGAUAAAGUCCAGGCCAUGUACAUUUGGGUUGAUGGAACAGGAGAGGGGCUCCGGUGCAAAACAAGAACUCUUGAUUUUGAGCCCAAAAGUAUUGAAGAUCUCCCUGAGUGGAACUUUGAUGGCUCCAGUACCUACCAGGCAGAAGGGUCCAACAGCGACAUGUAUCUGAUUCCUGCUGCCAUGUUUCGCGAUCCAUUCCGCAAAGAUCCCAACAAGCUGAUCCUGUGUGAAGUCCAGAAGUACAACCGCAAACCUGCUGAAACCAACCUUCGCAUCACAUGUAAUAAGGUGAUGGAGAUGGUGAGAGACCAGCAUCCCUGGUUUGGUAUGGAGCAGGAGUACACCAUACUGGGCACAGAUGGACAUCCCUUCGGCUGGCCAUCCAACGGAUUUCCUGGACCACAAGGUCCAUAUUACUGUGGAGUUGGAGCUGACAAAGCCUAUGGCAGAGAUAUUGUAGAGGCUCAUUACAGAGCAUGUUUGUAUGCUGGCGUCAACAUCUGUGGAACAAAUGCAGAAGUGAUGCCUGCCCAGUGGGAGUUUCAGGUUGGACCAUGUGAGGGGAUUGACAUGGGUGAUCAUCUGUGGGUGGCGCGCUUCAUCUUGCAUCGUGUCUGCGAAGAUUUUGGUGUUGUGGCAUCGUUCGACCCCAAGCCCAUCCCAGGAAACUGGAACGGUGCAGGUUGCCAUACAAACUUCAGUACAAAAGAAAUGAGGGAAGACGGCGGACUAAAAGCUAUUGAAGAGUCCAUCGAGAAGCUCGGAAAGCGUCACGAGUACCACAUACGUGCCUAUGAUCCUAAAGGGGGUCUUGACAAUGCCCGCCGCCUCACUGGCCACCAUGAAACGUCAAACAUUCAUGAAUUCUCCGCAGGCGUGGCCAACCGUGGUGCCAGCAUUCGCAUUCCCCGCAGCGUCGGCCAGGAGAAGAGGGGCUACUUUGAAGACCGACGCCCGUCAGCCAACUGUGAUCCAUACGGUGUGACCGAAGCUCUGAUCCGCACUUGUCUGCUGAGUGAAGAGGGCGAGGAACCAACGGAUUACUAAACCCGCAACUCCCAGACUGACUUUUGCCGCCCUCCCAAAUUUCUUUAAAAUAUACUAGUACUGUAUUUUUAUGUUUUUCUCCCACUAAGAUGAUUUUUAACUUGCAAUGAUAAUAAUUUAAAGUUGGCUGGUCAACUUGAAACAAGGUAAUGAGAUACUUGGUAGUUAUGAGCUGGUGAUGUCAGGGUACACCUCUCCUUGUGUCAUGAAACAGGGAUUGGCUUUUGUAACACUGUUCUUAGCCCAUGCCAUAUCAUUCCCUCUUUGUCUGUCUGAGACUAAAACAAACUAAAGCACAAGGACAUUGCAGAGUAGGGCAGCUAAGGCUGGACAACUUGUGUAAAAUGUAUAAAUGUGACUAGUUCUUGUGCUGUUGAUGUGUUGACCUGACUAUCCAGUCCUCAAUGUUACUAAUGUUCUCAUUCUAUGAAAUGUCUGUUUUUUUUAAUGAUGUUUGAUGUCCUCAAAUUCUGGCACAUUUUGGUCAACUUGUAUAGACUAGUAGAUGUCCCUGACAUGAGUUGUUAUAAAGUGGUGGCUCUUUCCAUAAUGCCAUUUGUAGAGUUUCCUCAAGGAGUUUUAUCCUUUUGUUAACUGCGAUAUAUUGUAAUGCACCUGAUUUGGUAAAACGUCAAGUUUACUGAACCUGGUGAUUUUUAUUGAUACAUUUAAAACAUUUAUUUUUAUCACAAAUACAUGUGUUUGAGUCUUG